AUGGAUCUGAUUCAAUCUUACGACGGAGGAGAAGACGUUUCUUCUUCGCCGGAAUCUUCGCCGCCGCGGAUGUUAAAGGCGAAAUCAUCAGCACCGGAAGUAGACGAUACAGCACUAGCUCUCACGGUGGCUAACGUGAAUCAAGCGAAAUCGAAACCGAUCAAUCCGACCCAACACGUCGUUGCGUUUAACCCUACCUAUGAGCAGCUUUGGGCUCCGAUUAACGGACCUGCGCAUCCGUACGCUAAAGACGGGAUCGCACAAGGGAUGCGGAACCAUAAGCUAGGGUUUGUGGAAGAUGCUUCGAUUGGCUCCUUCGUGUUCGAUGAGCAGUACAACACUUUUCACAAGUACGGUUACGCGGCGGAUCCGUCCGGGAUGAAUUACAUCGGCGACGUAGAGGCGUUGAAGCAGAACGACGGUGUUUCGGUUUAUAAUAUCCCUCAGAGCGAGCAGAAGCGGAGGAAGAUUGAGAAGAAUAAGGAAGAGAGAGAAGGGGAGGAGAAUAAGGAAGAGAUUGAGCCGGAAGCUGAGAAUCCGGCGACGGAAGCGUGGCUUUUGAAGAAUAGGAAAAGUCCAUGGUCAAGGAAGAAGGAGGUUGUUCAGGGAGAGUUAACGGAGGAGCAGAAGAAGUAUGCAGAGGACCACGCGAAGAAGAAGGAAGAGAAGGGACAACAAGGUGAAGCUAAAGGAGAGCAUUAUGCAGACAAGAGUACUUUCCAUGGUAAGGAAGAGAAAGAUUAUCAAGGAAGGUCAUGGAUUGAGGCUCCUAAAGAUGCAAAGGCUAACAAUGAUCAUUGUUACAUACCAAAACGUCUUGUUCAUACAUGGAGUGGUCACACGAAAGGUGUUUCUGCUAUUAGGUUCUUCCCAAAGCAUGGACAUUUGCUUCUCUCUGCAGGUAUGGAUUGUAAGGUUAAGAUUUGGGAUGUGUAUAACUCUGGUAAAUGUAUGAGGACUUACAUGGGUCAUGCUAAAGCUGUGAGGGAUAUUUGCUUCUCUAAUGAUGGGACUAAGUUCUUAACUGCUGGGUAUGAUAAGAACAUUAAGUAUUGGGACACGGAAACCGGACAAGUUAUAUCGACUUUCUCGACUGGGAAGAUCCCGUAUGUUGUUAAGCUGAAUCCGGAUGAUGACAAGCAGAAUAUCUUGUUGGCUGGUAUGAGUGAUAAGAAGAUUGUUCAGUGGGAUAUUAAUACAGGGGAGAUUACGCAAGAGUAUGAUCAGCACUUGGGGGCAGUUAAUACAAUCACAUUUGUGGACAAUAACAGAAGAUUUGUCACGUCAAGCGAUGACAAGUCUCUCCGUGUGUGGGAAUUUGGGAUACCGGUGGUUAUCAAGUAUAUUAGUGAACCUCAUAUGCACUCUAUGCCUUCCAUUUCUGUUCACCCGAAUGGAAAUUGGCUUGCGGCACAGAGUUUGGACAACCAGAUUCUGAUCUAUAGUACCCGAGAAAGGUUUCAGCUGAAUAAAAAGAAGAGGUUUGCAGGGCACAUUGCUGCUGGUUAUGCUUGCCAAGUUAAUUUCUCGCCAGAUGGGCGGUUUGUAAUGUCGGGAGAUGGUGAGGGUAAAUGCUGGUUUUGGGACUGGAAGAGCUGCAAAGUCUUCAGGACUCUUAAAUGUCACAAUGGAGUAUGCAUUGGAGCCGAGUGGCAUCCUCUGGAACAGAGUAAAGUCGCAACUUGUGGUUGGGAUGGCUUGAUUAAGUACUGGUAA
This is a messenger RNA of Arabis nemorensis, 1716 nucleotides long. NCBI's taxonomy places the organism in Eukaryota, Viridiplantae, Streptophyta, Magnoliopsida, Brassicales, Brassicaceae. The record is from the annotation of a GenBank genome assembly.